This is a messenger RNA of Camellia sinensis, 1758 nucleotides long. RefSeq names its product microtubule-destabilizing protein 60. Gene Ontology annotation, biological process: regulation of mitotic spindle organization; mitotic spindle assembly; activation of protein kinase activity. Gene Ontology annotation, molecular function: protein kinase activator activity; microtubule binding. Gene Ontology annotation, cellular component: spindle; nuclear microtubule. NCBI's taxonomy places the organism in Eukaryota, Viridiplantae, Streptophyta, Magnoliopsida, Ericales, Theaceae. The record is from RefSeq and is a predicted model, not a curated record.
CCCCCCCCCUCUCUCUCUCUCUCUCUCUCUCUCUCAAACCCUCUCUAUUUCUCUUUCCUCCGGUGACAUCACUCUCUUUUUUCCGGCGACUCACCGAUGGAUUUGAGCAGCAAGAACGCCGGAGCAGUGACGCCUUCGAAAAACCCACAAGCCAAUCGAUCAAAGAUUUCCGAAAUCUCAAAACAUUCGGAGAAUUCCAAUCCUAACUUGACAAGCCCUAGUUUGAAAUCAUCGAAAUCACCAGCAAUCAAGUCUGCUAUGAAGACCCAGAGAUCAGCGGCGAAAAACCCUAACCUCGUCGCUUCUCCGUCGCCGAAGAAGAAGAUUCGCGAGAGGAAGUUCGUGGUUGCGAAAAGGAAUUCGAAGAAAGAGAAAACAAAUUCCACAACAGUCUCAUGUCAGUGCAAAGACAAAGUUGGGGGUAAUUCACAGAAGUGCUUGUGUCUUGCUUAUGAGACUCUCAGGGCUUCUCAAGAAGAGUUUUUCAAGAAUCGGGGAGCUAUUGAUGAUGGCGAUGGAGUUGAAGAAGAAGUGGAGGAAGAGAAGAACCCUGUGAUUCAAACCCUAGAAAUUUCAAAUGGGUAUGAAAGAAAACCAGAGGAAAUUGAUGGUUUGGCAAUGAAUGGAUCGAAUAGGGAUAACGCAGAUGAGAUCAAGCAGUCUGGUGAAAUGGGUAGUUCACAAAUCAAGAGAAGGAGAGACAAGUCAGGAAAAGUGAUGCUUUUGGUUAAGGCCUUUGAGGGGCUUCUUACAAUACCAAAUCCAAACUCAGAGGAUUCAGAUCAGAAGGAUGAGAAAGAAUCAGAAGAUGAUAAGAAGGGGAUUGAACCGGCAUCGUUGGGACCGUACCAUAAGGUGCCUGAAACACAGGUCUCUUCGUCUUCAUUCUGCCCAUCAGAUUUUUUCCUGACAUCAGAGAGUUUAGGUUUGGAUUCGUGUGUUUCGUCUUCAUUAGACAGCAACCAUGGAAGUUCAAGCAGGACUUCUGGUGGUGGCCACAGAAGUCGACGAAAUAGCUCUGAAUCAUGUGGGACCUUUGGUGGAAGCCGUUGGAAGAAGAAGCAGCUCAUAGCGACAAGCCAAAAACCCUUCAAGCUUCGAACAGAGCAAAGGGGAAAAUACAAGGAGGAAGAUUUCAUCAAGAAAGUACAACAAAUGAUGACGGAGGAGGAGAAACAACGGAUACCAAUUGCUCAAGGUGUCCCAUUGACAACAGAUGAGCCAGAGUGCUUGGUAAAACCUCCAGUCAAAGAAACCACAAGGCCAGUUGAUCUGAUGCUGCAUACCGAUGUCAGGGCUGUGGAGCGAGCUGAGUUUGAGCAACAGAUGGCAGAGAAGAUGAGCCGUGUUGUACAGUACAGGAUGGAAAGGGAAAGACAGCAGAAGUUAGCAGAAGAAGAGGAAAUCAAGAGGCUGAGAAAGGAGCUUGUUCCAAGAGCUCAACCCAUGCCUUAUUUUGACCGGCCUUUCAUCCCUAGAAGGUCAGUGAAGCACCCCACCAUGCCCAAAGAUCCGAAGUUCCAUAUCCCACCACAGCAUAAGAAGAUCAAGUGUUGCAUGUCUUGGAAUGAUUUGUUGUCUCUACACACAAACAAUGAAAUGCAAUGAAGGAAGAUUUUUUUUUUUUUUUUAAUAUUCAAUUUAUUUGUUGUCGAUUGCCUAAUAAAUGCUACUUUUUUUCUUCUCUUCAUGCUCUCCAAUAUUCUUCCCUCUUGUAUAUUUGAAGCAAUCAAAUUAGUUGCAAUUUUGGUGGAACAA